This is a messenger RNA of Drosophila teissieri, 4144 nucleotides long. RefSeq lists its product as uncharacterized. Lineage: Eukaryota; Metazoa; Arthropoda; Insecta; Diptera; Drosophilidae. The transcript has 3 exons. The record is from RefSeq and is a predicted model, not a curated record. The coding region runs from base 1331 to 3532 and encodes 733 amino acids.
UGCAAAGCGCAUCGUACCGCGGACAUAUCGCAUCCGCACCGUAUUCGUAGCGUAUCCGUACUGUAUCGUGUCGUAUCCGUGUCGGUUGCAUCUGCAUGCUAGUGUGUGUGCGAGUGUGAGUGUGAGUGUGCCCGGGUGUGUGUGUGCGAUGGUCUUGGCUAUUUGAAGCGCAAAAGUGCAGUAUUUUCUGUUUUACUGUUUUACUGUUGGGUGAAUCAGUUCACUCACUCAUUAGAAUACCCAAGCGAUAACUACCAUAUUUUGGGGUUUUCCCAGCGAACCGAUCCAAUAAAAUGGCAACCCUGUAAACUCAUGCUCCCCCGCCUUGAAAAUCGGUUCAGUGGUUCGGUGACUUACGUGUGGGUGCAGUGCUUAAAUAAUACACGUAAAAUUUAAACAAAUAAAGGCCGUUAAAAGAUCGUAAACUCGAGAUCCAGCUAGUGCCGAAUUCAGUGCUGGCUAAAGUGAAACUUCUUUGUGCAAACAACAAAAACCGUUAAUUGCCAGCGCCAUUCUUUCAAAGUCUCCGAUUUAUAAAGAGUGUUUUCAGAGUUUUCAGUGCCUAUAUGGUUUUACUCAAAGUCUUUUGUUUAUCGUUUUACCCAUAUUGUUGUCAGUUUAUCAGUAUAUUGAUAAUUACCAGAGCUGAGGAGCUUUUGUUAAUUGAUCUAACUAGCCUUAGGCACUAAAGUUCCCAGCUUGCAAGGCCAAGACACAAAACCAAUCCCCUUUCACUUUAAACGGCACAGAACCCAAGGAUUAGAUCGCUUAUUCUUUUUCCACAAGUAACGAACAAUUAAAUGGCUCGGUGUUGUUGGUCGCAAAGUUUCCAUUGGCCGUUGUAGAGGCCCAAAAGCAAAAUAAACGGAACCCUUUCACUUUAAAAUCCACAGAACCCCAAAGAUCGAAAACGAGUUUCGCAAAAGAGCAAAGAGCCGAGCGGCCAUGCUUAUAUUCCAUAUCGAAUAACUGACUAGCCGACCAAUAAAGUGUUACUUGGCACAUCCAACAUCCAACAACCAACUUACAAUAUCCAGCAUCCAACUAGCUCCGUUGCAGUGGCCUAUAUUCAAAAUAGAUCAGAGAUCCACUCGAGGGGCAGGAGGAGAUGUGGAUGAGGUGGUGACGCGGAGCUGCGGAGGAGAUCGCCAUGUGAGAAGAGCAAAACUAGUUUCCCAUUUGCGCGCUUAUGCUAAGUAAUAAUAAUAAAUAAGCGCAGUAGUCUCUGGCUUGCCGUUCGAGAAGUGACCUAAAAAUACUGGUUUCGAGUGCGGUUUUUGGCGUGAGAACGUGCAGCACAGCGAAGGCACCACCACCACCACUACCACCAAUGGCCACCACAGCCGCCGGAUCAGCAGCCACCAUCACCACCACCACCAGCACGGUGGUGGUGAAGCGGCCAGGACCACCAGUGCCGCCCAGGCCCAAAACAGCUGCCCAGCUGGCCAAUGGAGCGGGAGCCCCUCCGAUCAUCCAGAAGAAGCCCACCUUCGUGAGCCAGCUGAGUGCAGUGGGUCGCACCUUGGUCUACAAGUCGCCAACGGUCAGUCUGCCCAAGAAACAGGCCCAGACACAGACGCCCACCACGGCGGUGCCAACUCCGCCGGUGAAGCCCCUGAAGCUGCGCAAGGCGCCGGAUGUGCCCACGGCUAAGCCCAGGGAUUCAAUGACCUCGGUGGUCACGGUCAACCGUCAUAACUCGAUAAGCGUGAUCGGGAGCACGCCCCAGACCACGCCCCGCAAGGACACACGCCUGAGCCUGGGUAAGGUGGACUUCGAGAGGGCGGGCCUCCAGCCGGCCAGUCAGCCACUUCCCAGACCCCGGAAAAUAGUCCAAGUGCCCGUGGCCACGCUGGAUGUGGAAGACAUCCCAGUGGUGGCGCCCAGCCCAUCCAACGGACUCUUCAGGAGAUCAAAGACCACCCUCGAUGGCUGCCCAAAGGAGGCGGCAUCCUCCCCGCACAACGGAGGAGGAUUCCUGUCCGGACGAACAGUGGAGAUCAAGAACAAUCUGAAGAAUGCCGCCGAGCGUCUGUUCUCGGAGAUAAUCAUCAACCAGAGCCAGAAGCAGGCAGCCACCGACACCACCAUCAUAACCAAGCACGAGGCCCUGAAGCAGGAGUCCGAUGUCCUGGCCAUCCAGUCCUCGGGCAACUGCAUGAGGAUCAACGUGAAUGGCGGCCAGACCAGCACCAUGAAGAGCUCGAUCAGCGUGGGCAACACGCCGCAAAAGAAGCAGGCCUUCCACGAGAUGCUCAUCUCGGAGCUGGCUGCCAUGCGGAACAAGUCCUGCUCCCUGGAGCAGCUGCCCACCGCCACAUCCCUCUCGCCCCCACCCAUCACUUCCACGCCCCAGAGCUUGGCAUCACGCCGGCGCUACAACUCCAUAGAUGAUGCCGAUACCGAGGACGUGGAUGCGGACAACGUGGAGGAUGCCGAUGGCGACGUCGACGAGGAGGACACCCUCACCUACGCGGUCAACAAAUCGCUGAAGGAGAACAUUGGCAAGGAGGGCUCGUCCUCGAGGAAGCGCUGCCCCUCGGGCUGCUCCACCGACUCCUCGCCGUACGGAACGGAGCGAUCCCAGCGCAUCCGCACCUCGGAUUGGAUCGAGGUGGGCGACAACGGCACGGCAGUCACUCUGACCAGCUGCCACAUCAGUCUGGAGGACUCGGGCAUGGAGGACGAGGAGCGGCUAGACGACAUGUCCUCGGGCGUGGGCGACAGCUGGGACAGCGUCAAGGAGGCCGAGAGCGAGAAGCGUUCCCGCAACGGAAAACGUGGAAACUCGGUCUGCGAGCUGCCCCCGCUGCCAAAAUCCCUCAUUGGCUUCAACAAGCUACUGUGCUCCGAUUCGGGACUCCUGAGUGACGUGGAAGGAAACAAUAACAGCAGCGAAACAAGCCGAAAACCAAACCACACUCAUGCCGGCGAGGUGCAGGAUGCCAAGGAGCAGGCCAGCGAUAGGUCACUGCCCUGCUCGCCGAACGGAAACACAUCCACACCAUCGAUUGCGGCCAAAUCCGAGGCCAAGUCCCCCAGCUUAUCCGCCAAAGGAAACCCCCAAGUGGUCGAGGCGGGCAGCACGCUGGAUGCCCAGAUUGCGACGCUGCGGAAGGAAAUGAACGGACUGCGUCAACUAGAUCUCUCGUUGUUGUCACAACUGUGGGUGCUUAACGAAUCGAUCCAAGAGUUCCGCGCCCUGAUCGAGGAUCAGGAGAACGAGGAUGAGGACGACGAGGUGGAGAAUGGCAACGAGUUGGACGAGGAGGGCAACAGCCGGGUCUCCUCGUCCAUCGAGUCGGUGCGCUUGGAGGGCGGUGCGGAUGCAGAUGCCAUGUCGAAGCAUCUGGGAACCAUACCAAAGGUCAUAACGACGCAGCCAAAGGUGCUGAGGGACUCACUGGCCACGGCCAGCAAGGACCAGAAGCCGGUGCCCAGGAUGCGGAGUGCCCCGCCACCACCACCUCCAGUCGUGCUGCAAUCCUCCUCCCUGGAGCGAAAGCCGCCGGCUCCGUCACGACCCACAUGAUGUUACCUCUCGGACUUCCUCGCCGGAGUCAGGAUGGUCAUGUGCAAGGCGAUCGUGAGCGAUGUGCCCGCCUCCGCCUCAUCCGCGUCUGCGACCCUUGGAGGCGGCGAUGGAGCUCCGCCGAGCUGUUUGGGCAAUCAGAGUGGCCUGUUGCCGGCAUAGUUUUAGUUGAUAUAUCCGAAAAUGAAGGUGUACGAGCGAUUACGAGCGAACUGAUCCAAAUUCUGGGUGCACUGGCAGCAGUACUCGAAGUGCCCCCAAAAAGAAUCCAGAUGCGAAGCCUAGAUUAUCUGCUGCUUACCUCAAUUAUAGGAAGACCCAACAUAAUAUGUAUAAUUGGUAGAAUUCGUAAGACCAGCCUCUGUGGUUAGCAGUCCUUUGUGAUCUUCAGUUGUAAGUUUAUUGUACAUUUUUCUCUUGUGGUUUGGGCUGAUGGGUUUCACCGAUAACAUUUGUUUUUGUUUAAUAGCCGUACUCGUUAAGCUUAGCUGUCGAAUGCUGUGUAUCCUGUGCAUUUGACCAGUAACAUUUGUAUAUAGCGAUUUUCCUGGCUAGCUGCUGAACAUUUUAUAAACCUAACGAAGAGCAUAAAGAAUAAAAAACUUGAAAGAA